Pseudopodoces humilis (Tibetan ground-tit) is the source of this 1140-nucleotide messenger RNA. RefSeq names its product haloacid dehalogenase like hydrolase domain containing 3 (gene HDHD3). Gene Ontology annotation, cellular component: nucleus. The record is from RefSeq and is a predicted model, not a curated record. Lineage: Eukaryota; Metazoa; Chordata; Aves; Passeriformes; Paridae.
CACCCCGGCCGUGCCCCGGACACCCUCCCCGGAUCCAGCCCCGGUAGCCCAGCUCGCCCCGUCUGCAGCCCCCACGUGGGGAGUGUCAGUGCCCCGGCCUGGCAGACUUUGCCCCUGGGACUCGGAGCAGGGUUUUCCCUCCGUGCUCCGUGUCCAUGCUGAGCGCAGCGGGGCCCUGAGCCCCGCCGGAGGGACACAGUGCUGUGCGGUGCCCGCAGCCCGGCGGUGUGAGCACGGCGGGGCUCGGCUGUGUCCCCGGGCGCUGCUGAGGCCAUGCUCAGGCUGCGCCUGCUGACCUGGGAUGUGAAGGACACGCUGCUGCGGCUGCGGCAGCCCGUGGGCCAGAGCUACGCGGCCCAGGCCCGGGCCCAGGGCCUGCAGGUGCAGCCCGAGGCUCUGGGGCGCUCCUUCCGUGAGGUGUACGGGGCCCAGAGCCGGCGCUUCCCCAACUACGGCCACGGCCAGGGGCUCAGCUCCCGGCAGUGGUGGCUGGAUGUGGUCAAACAGAGCUUCAGGCUCUCGGGCGUGCAGGACGAGGCAGCCCUGACGAAGCUGGCGGAAAAGCUCUACCGCGAUUACAGCAGCCCCCACAACUGGGAGCUGCUGCCCGGGGCCGCCGAGACCCUGAGCCGGUGUCGCCAGCUCGGCUUCUGCAUGGGAGUCGUCUCCAACUUCGACAGCCGGCUGGAAGCCAUCCUCUCGCAGUGCAAGCUGCGGCAGCACUUCCAGUUCGUGCUCACCUCCGAGGCCGCGGGCUUCGCCAAGCCGGACCGGAGGAUCUUCGAGCAGGCGCUGCGGCUCGGCGGGGCCCGGCCCGAGCAGGCGGCUCACAUCGGGGAUGAUUACAGCCGGGACUACCGGGCAGCCCGGGCUGCGGGCAUGCACAGCUUCCUGCUGAGGGCUGCUGAGCACGGCGAGGGGCCGCGGGUGCCCCCCGAGCACCUCCUGCCCACGCUCGGCCACCUCCUGGCUCGCAUCGAGAAGGAGUAGCUGCGGUUCGGAGGGGUCCGGUGCUGCUCCCGAGCGCUGAGCUGGCCUGACGUGGCAUUUCUUGCUGCCAGGUGGGCAGGGAAGACAGCAAGUCCAAGCUGUCUAUGGAGCAGGAGGAAUGUUCAUGCAAUAAAACAUUUCUGAUGCCCA